AUGGCGCUGAACAGGAACCACUCGCAGGAGGGUGGCGUCGUCAUCCCCAAUGCCGAGAGUGUUCUCAAACAGUGUAAAGAUGUGGAGCUCUCCUUCAGUGACGUGACGGGCAAGCCUGAAGCCUUCAAAGGCACCAAGAAAGGGGUGCUGUAUCUCACGCCUUACAGGAUGAUCUUUGUGUCGAAGGGCAAGGAUCCUAUGCUGUCUUUCAUGAUGCCGUUUUAUUUGGUGAAAGGAUGCUCAGUCGAGCAGCCUGUUUUCUCUGCCAAUUACAUCAAAGGACAGAUUCAGGCCGAGGCAGGAGGUGGCUGGGAAGGGCAGGGGACAUUUAAACUGACUUUUAACAGUGGAGGAGCCAUUGAGUUUGGACAGCUGAUGUUCAAAGCUGCCUCUAAUGCUUCCAGUGGCGUUCCUCUCCAGAACCCUGGCUAUGGCUAUACACCUGUGCCCGGAGGGUAUGCACCCGCCCCGCCUGCUCCCGGGGGUUACUCACCUGCGCCGGGAGGCUAUGCUGCUCCUCCACCACCAAACGGACCAUAUCCUUAUACACCACCUCCGAUGAAUGCCUAUGGACCUGCUCCACAGCCCAUGGGAUAUCCAUAUGCCCAGACUCCAGGUAUUUACCCACCACUUCCAAACAUGAACCCCAUGUAUGUGCCACCUCCUCCCCCCUACUCUGGGCCGUCUCCUACAGGACCCUCAGCCCCCUCGGCUCCCCCAGCCUGGGUGGGCCCGGGGAUGCCAGGGGGCAGUAAGGCCACGGAAGCCGCUUCCAGUGCAUAUUACAACCCUGCCAACCCACACAAUGUGUACAUGCCAAUGGAUCAGCCACCUCCUUAUGCACCUCCUGAGGAUAAGAAGAACAACUAACAGAACGAAAUUGCAACCAGCCUCCCACACUCUCUCCCUGAAGACAACUUGGCUGUUACUACCCCUCGGGUUAGCAUAUCUCUAGGUCUCUUUGUAUAUAUACAAUAUAUGUAGUGCUGGGCAGCUGAGCACCUGCCCUCCUUAAACAUUAAGUCAGUGGCAAUACAAGGCGGAACAACAGCACUUUCCUGCUUAUUUGCUUUAUCUCAUGGGGUCAAAGCACUAACCUUUUGCUCUGCCAUUGGCUUGAGGAGAGAGAUGGACGACUUCUUAAACCACCAAUAGACCACAUCGCUAAUCUAGGACUAAAAUAUGAAGGCUCUGGGAUCUUGGAAUAAAACUACUUGGAAUGCCAAACUUUUGACUUCGUCUGAAGCACCAUCCAAGGGGAAAGGUAUAGAGAGCCAUGAGGUUCCUUGCAUAGACACUUGGGUGCCCUAGAAAGGUGUUAAACUUCCUUAAAUUCUGGCACAGCUCAGCAUGAGAUGGACUCUGAAAAUCCUGUAUCGUGCGGGAAGCAUGUGUUUCAUGUCCUGGACUAACAGUCAUGGUGUGAUGAACUUGUGAAGUGCAUCCUAAGAGACAUUGAAGCCUUUGGCUGUGCAAGAGGGAAGGGGAUAGGCCCCAGUCAGCCUUGCCUUUGUAGACAUGGAACAGAAAAGCAAACAAAGGUGUGCUGCAGAGCAGUGAGCUGAUACUGGCAGGUGUGCAAAUCAGUCUUCCUUUCCCUCUCCUAGAAGCAGGUCCCAUAUCUGCGCAAUGAUCCUGUGUCAAGCAGCCGUUCUUCAAGCGUAAUGGAGUCAAGUGCUGCACAGGAGGCUGCUUGCCUUGGAGCAAAAUAUGUUACAUUAGGAAGAUGACCUGGCGCUAGCCUUGCCAGGAGACAGGUCCCGCAGCCCUGGCUCCCUCUGCUGAGCAAGCUUGUGCUGUGUGCUGACUCCACAGGGGAAAACCGGCCUUCAUCUCUUCCUUGGGCCGCUACAGCCAGGGCAUGCAUGCCUACAUCUGAGCAGCAUGGGAGGGUGGGAGCUGUAACACCGGAGUUGGGUUGCUUAGGGGUGCAGUGCCUUCUCUCAGCUGGGAACCACUGUCUGGUGGGGAUGUUACGAAUGCUCAGCUCUCUUGCAGAGAGUGACUGCUCAGCCACAACCUUUCCUUCUUCCUUAGGACAUAGUGCCAUUAAACCUGCUCUGAAGGGAGUCUCUCUAGUCUGGUGGGGACCCUUGUGAUCCUUUACAUAUGGGGUGACUGUACUACUUCCUACAGCCUUCCUACCUUUACAGUGAAGGGGAAGGAGUGUUUUACCCCUUACUUCCCUGUGUGCCAGGGCUCUCCUGUAAGUCAGGGUUGCACGACUUCCAAGUGUGAAUUCCUAAAGCAGCCCUGCAUGGGGGGAAGUAAAUUUCCUUAACUAUAAACACUUUUUAAGUCUGAGGUAGAGAUAGUCGAACAACUCUGUAUUUAAAAAAAAAAAAUCAACCAUGAAUGUUUGUAACUUUUUGAAUUGCACUUUAAUACAGGAGUGUUGAUGAUACCUUUAGCUGCCUGUUCACUGUUGUGUGUGUUGUGUUGACCUUCAUUCUUGCCUACUGCACAGAAGGCUGAACAAAUGACAACCACUGGUGGUGGUCUCAGGUCGGCCGUGGGCCAGUCCUUCUCUCUCCCUGGUGCAUGGCUAAGCUGGAUCUGGAAUCGGGUAACUGCAGGGAGAGAAGAAGGUGAGGCUCAUCCUCUUGCUGCCUGGGGAGGGUGGAAGGCAGGUUUGUGCCUUUGCGCUUGCCCUGAUAUCCAGAACUGGCAUGUGUUCAGGUCCUCGGGGCAGGCACAACACUGCAUUUAGCAGGUGCCGUGUCACCACCCUCCUACUCACUACAGCUGUAUUUGUAGCACCUCUCCUGUGUACAUUUACUGCCAGAGGGAAGGCCUGUCUUUAAGAGGAACUCCUCACUAGCUGAUUUUUUUUCCAGUGAGGGAAAAAUAAAUACAUGGUAAAGGAAAAUGGCA
Gymnogyps californianus (California condor) is the source of this 2874-nucleotide messenger RNA. RefSeq names its product WBP2 N-terminal like (gene WBP2NL). Gene Ontology annotation, cellular component: nucleus. Bases 1 to 870 code for a protein of 289 amino acids. Lineage: Eukaryota; Metazoa; Chordata; Aves; Accipitriformes; Cathartidae. The record is from RefSeq and is a predicted model, not a curated record. The transcript has 8 exons. Gene Ontology annotation, biological process: positive regulation of DNA-templated transcription. Gene Ontology annotation, molecular function: transcription coactivator activity; chromatin DNA binding.